This is a messenger RNA of Rhinocladiella mackenziei CBS 650.93, 1095 nucleotides long. RefSeq lists its product as uncharacterized. The coding region runs from base 1 to 1095 and encodes 364 amino acids. The transcript has 3 exons. Lineage: Eukaryota; Fungi; Ascomycota; Eurotiomycetes; Chaetothyriales; Herpotrichiellaceae. The record is from RefSeq and is a predicted model, not a curated record. Gene Ontology annotation, molecular function: arabinan endo-1,5-alpha-L-arabinosidase activity. Gene Ontology annotation, biological process: carbohydrate metabolic process.
AUGGUCAACUCCUUCUUUUCCCUCCUGUCAGCCAUCGGCCUGGUCAAAUCAUCAUCCAUAUCUCUAAACGGUACCGCCAAUAAUGCAGUGUCGAACACCAACAACAAUGGUAAUUGGCCUGAACCCGAACCAUGCACGGGUAAUUGUACCUUCAUCCACGAUCCCUCCAUCAUCAAGCGGGAGGAUGGCACGUUCUUCCGUUUCUCGACAAACGGAAACAUCGCCAUUGCUUCAGCGCCCAGCAUGACUGGGCCAUGGGAGUACUUAGGUGCCAUGUUACCCGAGGGUAGUGUCAUUCAAGUGACUGAGAAUCAAGAGAUUUGGUGCCCCGACGUCUUCCUCAUAAACGAUACAUAUUAUGCGUACUAUGCCGUCUCUCGCAGCGGUUUACAAUCAUCAGACAUCGGCGUCGCAACCUCUAAAACCCUCGAACUAGGCACCUGGACAGAUCACGGUUCUCUAGGCCUGCCCAAGAGCCAAUCCUACAACCUCAUCGACCCAAACAUCUUUCGCGAAUCGCCUUCCGCUCCGUCAAUCUACUUCGCUUUUGGCUCUGCCUGGCAUGGAAUCUAUCAAACGCAACUCUCAUGGCAGAAUCCACUGUCUCAAUCCGACGAAAUCGGUUCUGGCGCCAAAAACGUCGCGUACAACGAUACCAACCCGGCAAGCAGUGACACACUCGCGAUCGUCGAGGGAGGGUUCCAAUUCUGGUGGCCCGUCAAUGACAUAAAGUACUACUACCUCUUCUUCUCGAGCGGGGCGUGCUGUAAUGAUGCCGACGACCUCGCAGCGCCCGGAGAUGAGUACAAGAUUAUGGUCUGUCGAGCGAUAGACCCUAUAGGUCCGUUCGUCGAUCGAGACGGUAAAGACUGUGCAACUGAGAAUGGGGGCACUUUGCUCCUCGGAAGUCAUGGUGAUAAAGUAUAUGCUCCAGGUGGGCAGGGAGUCAUCCUUGACGACUCGGAAGAUGGCAUGGGGAGAGUUGUGCUUUAUUAUCAUUACGUCAAUCCGAUUAUAGGUUACAAGUUCGAGGAUUUCCAAUUCGGGUUCAAUUACUUGGACUUCAGCAGCGGGUGGCCUGCUGUUGUCUCGUGA